AUGAACGUGGUAGCAGAUGCUCAGAUUCAAUCUGUCAAGCGGGAAACUCCUCAAUACCUUCGUUCAGAAUCAUUCAAGUCCGACUCUGCCUCCAACGAAUACUUCUCUGACUAUGCUUCCGACGCUGUCAGUCAAGUCUCCGACGAUAGCAAAGCAAGCUAUGAAACCCCUCCUUCCCGAAUCUCAACUCCCGUUGUACAACAGACUGCCCUUGAAUCAGAGAUGACUUUACCUACGAGACCGGGCGCAACCCACCCGGCCCCUCUGCAGAUCAGACAGAGCAAUACCGGAGGAAAAACAGUUCGAAUGCUCACCAAUUUCGAUGAGCUGAGCCCUCCGACCCCCGGUGUUGACGACACACCUUACAUCAGAUUUGCCAUUGAGCAAUUGACAAGAGACGAGGAUGUUACAGGUCAUGGCAGGCACAGUACUGCUACUCCCCUCAACUAUUCGGCCAUUCCAUCUCCGCCGGAAAGACAUCAAGACUCUGCAGAGACGUUGGGCCCUUCACCAUCGCCUCCACCACCAACACCACCGCCACAACAACCAGCUCCAAAACCUUCCACCCAAACACCAAUCCAGAGAAAACCAGUGGCGCAGGAAGUCAUGAUACCUGUGGAUCUCUCAAAAGACUUGCGAUCACAACUUGGUUUUAUACCAUUACCCCUCCGCCUUCCAUUCCUCGCCCUCUACUUGUUCCUAUGCCUAUUAAUGAUUGCCGCAUUGAUAUUCAACCUCAUCUUUGUUCAUGGAAACCAUGGACUGUACGACUAUGAUGGAAAUGCCUCCCCACGAUACUUUAUUUUCAAAUACCUGCCCCAGAUUCUCGGUCUUCUCCUCGUCAUGUGGCUGUUCGUCAUUGAGGCCGCUGUCUACCGAGCUCUACCUUAUUUUUGCAUGGCCCCUGGUCAUCGCAACAAUGCUGUACUGCACGGAAUGCGAAUCCUACCCUCAAACUUUGUGCUUCCCGACUUGACCUUCUUUCGAGUUGGCGAGAGAUUACUUGGGAUCGUGUUUGUUGUGUUCUGGCUAAUGGGCUCCACCGUCCCACUGUUGAGCUGUCUAUUCCAGACACAAUGGAUCACCAAUGAUGGCCCGAGUCGAUUUCGAUGGACAGUUGUUCGAGGUGUCGGCUGGACCCUGGUUGCGUUGUACAUCCUGCUCGGUGCAGGUGUAUCGUACUGUGUCAUUCGAUUCCGAAGCAGCAAUUCCUCGCUGUUGUGGGAUCCUUGUUCCAUAGCUGAUUUGUUGUGCCUCUUUCGACGCUCAAAUGUCGUAUCAGAUUUUGAGCAAGCCGAGGUUUCUCCACAACCAGACGCAUCAAUGCCACCCAAAGUAUUGCGUCUUGGGUUUUGGACCACUUCUGAGAGAUCUGAUGUCUUCCAUGGUGUGGGUGAAGAAUAUGCCCCCAUUAAAAGACUAUCGUUUCCUCCGUCCCAGAAGAAGGAAAAACCAACAGACGGACUUCCCCAUCCAGAGGACACUACAGACAUCGAAGCACAACGAUUGUCGUAUGGGUCCGCCUUCGCUCGAAAUGUCCACUCACCAUUUGUUCGAUACAGAUGGGUUCCUUGGUUUCUCCGCGACUCCGCUGUUCUUGCAUGGAUCAUUGCGGCCAUCCUCCUCACAAUAGCUUUCCUCACUGUGAGUUUCGUCAAUCGUGCUGUUGAGGAUGGCUUCAAUCCUCAAUUGCAAUCGUUGACCAAUAAUGCGGGCUUUUCCCCUGCAAACUUUCUGUACAGUUUUAUCCCAUCACUUCUUGGGAUGAUACUUUUCCUGGCAUGGCAGCCUAUCGACUUCUACUAUCGAUCAGUACAACCAUUCUCCAACCUAUCGCGGCCAACUGGUGCCGAGGCACGAUAUUCGCUCCUGCUGUCAUACACUGCACAGACGUCUGUGGGUGUUGUGGUACGUGCCGUGGUCAACGGCGAUUACAAACUCGCAUACAUCACAUUCAUCGGUCUGCUCUCGAUGUUUAUUCCCGCCCUUGCAGGCGGAGUCUUCACUGCACGAUUCUUUGAGUCUGAGGACAGAGUCAGAAUGGUUGCGAGUAUGCCUGGUUACAUUGCUCUAUGUGUCUUUGUGACAAUAUAUGCACUGUCUUUCCUGGUGGUCUGGCCAACGAGAAAGCGAUAUCUGCCACAUAAUGUCAACACUAUUGCUGGUCUCAUGAGUUGGCUUUAUGCAAGCCCACUUCUUGACGACGGUAUGGUGCAGAAUGUUCGGACUAGGUCUGAUCUGGUUCUUAGACUUGCUGGGUCAUCGGUCUCCGAUGGUCUCACAGGCGACAGCCCAGCGAAUGAGAAGUCAAGAUUUGGGCGUCGUAGUCGAGCUCAGGGCCGAACCCGAGGCACCAAAUAUGCCUUCGGUGUCUACAUCGGUCGUGAUGGUAAGGAGCAUCUCGGCAUUGAUAGACUCCAACGACCGGGAAGCCGAGAAAUGCUUGUUCACCACGCCAGUGAUCGGUACGACUAUUCGACCGUCGCUCGACACUCGGGUGGCAGCAGAUGA
Messenger RNA from Exophiala bonariae, 2511 nucleotides. RefSeq lists its product as uncharacterized. Lineage: Eukaryota; Fungi; Ascomycota; Eurotiomycetes; Chaetothyriales; Herpotrichiellaceae. The transcript has a single exon. Bases 1 to 2511 code for a protein of 836 amino acids. The record is from RefSeq and is a predicted model, not a curated record.